Molecule: messenger RNA, 3753 nt
Organism: Octopus sinensis (East Asian common octopus)
Lineage: Eukaryota; Metazoa; Mollusca; Cephalopoda; Octopoda; Octopodidae
Product: dual specificity protein kinase splB-like
Exons: 4
Coding region: 1734-3263 (509 amino acids)
Source: RefSeq, a predicted model, not a curated record
AGAGAGAGAGAGAGAGAAAGAAAGAGAGAGAGAGAGAGACAGAAAGAAAGAAAGAAAGAGAGAGAGAGAGCUUAAAGUGUAUGUAAAUUUCCUUCUGGCCGUCAUUAAAGGCUGCACGUUUGUUGUAGCAAGUGCGCGGGAUUACACACACACAGACUGCCAUUAUCCAAAUUGGCUUCUUCACUCAAAAAAAAUCCUCUAUUUUUUUUCGAUGUUUUACCAUCCAGGGUAGAGGUUUCGCUUCGAAUUUACCGAACGCCAUACCUUAACAGCCGAUCAAAGAGACGACAGUUCUGCGAGUUAACAUCGGAAUGGAAAGAAAACAUCCAAUUGUAUAGAAACAUCCGGAUCGACUGCAAAUUUCAUUUCAAAAUAAAGAUAUAAAAGAUAAUGGACCUCUAAAGGAGAGAAUUGAUUUCUCAUCAUCAAUAUUAUCACUGCCAUAUUGAAAGUUGUGUUUAAUGGACAUUAAAGAUGGCUGCAGUGUUUGAAACGGGCGAUGAAUCUGCAGACACCUGCAAUCAGGUGACUUAUGAGGACAAGAUAUUUCACAAGGUUGAAAAUUUCUUAAAUUGUGCCGUAGACAAUCACAACCAUGUUAAAAAUAAUGAAUCUGAUUGGCUGAGCUUGGAAGGAACUAAACCAGACACACAAAGCGAACAAGCACAACACCAAAUCCAUGGUGAAAACUUUUUAAAUUCCAAGAAUAUUUCCAAAGCGAAGCCAGGUCCUGGAAAUAGGAUUUCAAAUGGUGUUGUUUGUAGUAUGAAAGAAUUUCCCCAAAAUUCUUGGGAUAAAACUUGUAAAUUCUCAAAAAAAACAAAUUCUCAAAUUGAACUUGAAGGGAAUUCCUCUACUGAAUCAGAAUCGCUGUCCAAACUCCAAGAAGAAAGCAUCGAAACUGAAGUGCCUUCGACAUGCAAAUCUUUCGACAUGUGGGAAAAUACCAUUUUAAAGACAGAUAAUUCCACCAAGAAUACUGAAAGUACAAAAGCAUUAAACGUUUCCGCGGAUGCUGGCAAGCAGGUUAAUUGUUUUAAUAAUACAUAUGGUUUCAAGGAUGAUUUGAAAAUGGACUGUGAAGAACCAGUAACAGAGACUAGUCAACUCAAAGAUGGUCAGUCAUCACCUAGAAUCAAUUCUACUUCAGAAGAUAAAUCGUUCACACCAAAUUUUACAGAUGACAAUGUCAAAACCUCAGAGUCUUCAUCAUUACUGAAUCACGAACAUAUAUAUUCCAAAACUGACAACAGAACUAAAUGUGCUGUAGACACAUCCUUACCAAAUGCACAUCGGUUAGCAGAGAAUGAAGAAAAUGUUUCCAAACUCGAACCGAAAAUGACAAAGAACUGUUUGGAAAAUAAUUUAUCGGGAGGAAUGACAAAAAGUGCUGAAAAGCAGCCAAAUCCGGACAGGUGUUCAAAUAUAUCUAACUUACGCAAACACUGUACACCUUGUCAAGUUAUAGUUCAGGAUUUCUUCAAAGAGCUGAAUAUUGAUCUUGUGGAAUUAUCCCGGAAUUUCCCAGUGAAACACAUCCAGAAAAGGCCUCCUGGAAGACCAAGUCUCCUGCGCCAAACAGAUAUUUCAGAGAAUCGAUUUUUCCAUGAUGGCAAUCAGGAAAUGACAGGUGAUGGUGCCAACAAGAAUAACAAUAGUGUGAAGACCAAGAGAAAACCAGGAAGAAAAUGUAAAAAGCUCUCGGAGAAGAGGAAGCGGACAUUCUCGCUGGAAUGGCCAGGUGUGAAAACUUCAGUGACUUUAUGGAUGAACAGGAUAAGUACAAAGAAAAACAUUUUAGUGUUGGUGGUGAUGAUGAUGAUGAUGAUGAAGAGGAAGAUAAUCUACCACUUAUGUCUGUUAAGAAUAAUCUUCACCAAACUCAAAUGUCUGCUUUAUUGAGAAACAGCUUAGAGAACUCUGCCGCUGGUGAAACAGAAAAAUAUGACAAUGUCACUAAGAAUAGAGAUGUUGAGAAAAAGACUGCCAACACCAUUCCUUCAUCUACAACUAUCAACGGUGUUGAGACACAGCAAUCAGGAUCGCCCAAAGGAUUGUCGACCAAACAAGUAAUUCCUGCAAUCAUCGAAGCUGCUCCAAGUCUUGGCAAUGUCACCAUUUCUCCAUAUAUUUCUGAAUCAACAAAUAACAUUUCUUCUGCUAUCAACGCCAGUGUCACCACCAAUCCUUCUGCGACCACCGCCGCUACUGACGAUGACGAAGCUACUAUAUUCACCACCGUCUCUCUCGCCACCAACACUGAAUGUAACUCUACAAACGCCAUCACCAACCCCACCAAUUCUGCUGUUUCCUCCUCCUCCGCCUCUCCGUUCUCUUCAUUUCCUGGUGACCCCGUCACGCUUACUCCGACAAUUGGAAACGGAGGCAGCGUACAAUUGGGAGAGGAAACACAGAAGCAAAGCAAGGAUGGCGCACACCCAAAACCAAAUGACAAAGGCGGUAAGUUCUUGAACGCCAACACCACAACAGUUACCACUUUUGCCAACAACAACAGACCUCAUUGUGAAAACCUCAGUGUGAAGACAUCUGGUCAACGUUGUGUUACUUCGACAAAGCCCAAGUGUAAAUACCAUGGAUUGAACUCGGCACCUUGUCGUAAGUUGUACAAGUGUAAGAAGUGUGGAUUGGAAGCAAAGUGCUUGAGCGACAUCCAGGCACACAUGGGUGGCACCCACUCAGAGUUUUGUAUGUACAGGUGUCCAUAUUGUGUUCCUCGGAAUCGUGUGAAGACAAUAAAUUCUAUAGAAUUCGAAGUGCUUCGAAGUAGCAACACCAAUGUGUCGUCGCAGUCUUCAGUGAAGAAAAAGACCCCUUAUUACACCAGCAACAACAAUAGCACCACCACCACCACCACCACCACCUCCUCCACCACAACCACCACCACCACCAACAAUGGCAAGAAGAAGAAAGUGAACCAUCAAAUACAGUUACAGAGAGAGAAGAAACGGAAGCUGAACUACUAUUAUCGGAACCAGCAUGAAAUCAAAAAAUACAAAAACACCAAGAUCACAUGCGAAUAUUGCCGGAAGUUGGUGAAUCAGUCGAACAUUUCGCGACAUUUGAACAGUAAAAGCUGCAAAGGGUUAAAAAAGAACACAGAAAAACAAAACGUAAACGACAGGGAAAGAAUAGUGAUUAAGAAAUACCAGAAAGUAAAAUGUAACACUUGUCAGAAACAGAUAUCGCGGACAAACCUCUCAAAACAUUGCAGGAUUUGUCCAAAAGAAAACCUGCACAACUAAACUCGUGAGGACCCAGCGAUUGAUUUCAUUCGCAGAAAAAAAUGGGGGUUUUUUUUUUUUUUUUUGGGAUUUCUUUUUUUCUUUUAACCUUUAAACCUUUUAAAGGUUUUUUUUUUUUUUUUAACAACGAAACACUGGACGAAGAGAAGAAAAACAAAGACGCCCCACACGUGUUUCUUCUUUCCUCGGUCUCGCCCCCUCCCUUCAACCAUAUCGUUGUUGCUGUUGUUGUAAGCAUUUUUAUUUUUAUCUUUUAGCUUUUUUGUUUGUUAUGUAAGGUUUGUUUGUUUGUUUGUUGCAUUCCAACACCUCCCCCCCUCCGCCAACAAUACUUGGUUUUUUUUUUUGCAAUUUGACUCUUACAACAAUGGAAAGGAAAACUGCAAAUGGCUUAAAACGUGUGUGCGCAUGUGUGUGUAUAUGUAUGCAUGCAUGUGUGUGUAUAUAUACAUAUAUAUAUAUAUAUACACACAUACAUAUAUAUAUAUAU